Molecule: messenger RNA, 6493 nt
Organism: Mycetomoellerius zeteki
Lineage: Eukaryota; Metazoa; Arthropoda; Insecta; Hymenoptera; Formicidae
Product: nuclear receptor coactivator 3
Biological process (GO): positive regulation of transcription by RNA polymerase II; cellular response to hormone stimulus
Cellular component (GO): nucleus
Molecular function (GO): protein dimerization activity; nuclear receptor binding
Source: RefSeq, a predicted model, not a curated record
GCGAGAGAGUAACACGAAACGAAAUAUACAAUUCCGCUUUAUAAUGCACGUCGGCGCGCCGGAUCGCGCGCGACGCCGCAAGAAAGCAGCGGCCGGGUUUCUACGUUCCGUUUUUAUUCGCUCGUCGGACGGUCCGCUGCUCCGCUGAGAGUCAAGUUCGUCGCGCUCCGCUGUGCGCGCCGCCGCGUCCGUGGCGCGCUCUCGCGCGGCGUUCACCAUCGCGCUUUCGAUUGUGCGUCGCCGCGCCGCAUCGCAUCGCAUCGCAUCUCGCCGCACAACGGUCUACCUGCGAGGAAGAGAGAAGGAGCAAGUCUGCGGGGACGAGGAUCGAUACGCUCAUCGAGAUCGACACAAAAAAGUCCUUGAACUUCGUGGAUUGCGAGGAAGUUUGGAAAGAUCAACAGGAUUCUACGGCGGCGGAACCGAAAAACUUGGUCAAUUCGAGUUUUCGCCGGCAGGAAGAGCUUGAAACAACUCUGCGGACUCGAAGAGAUUCAAAAAAAUCGAGAGUAAUCUGAGAGAAGGAAGGAAGGAAUCGGAGGAGGGCCCGGCUUCGAGGAAGAGACACUCCCAUCGCUCGUGCUACGGGCCCACCCCGACGACGUAUACGCGUCUCGAUAGAGAGAUCACGUUGUGUUCGUCGAUCACGCCAUCGUUCAAGUCGGGGGACCGACGGUGCUCGAAACUCUGUCGUGAUCCAAUUCGUGUGAGGCUCCUCGUCUGCACCUGCCGUAUGCCAUCAGAGAGGAAGAACGUGGUCAACAGCGCGGCACGGGCUGUCUGUAUCGAAUGUCGUCGAGAAGACGUCUGAAAAUCGUCGGCGGAAGGACGACGAUGCAGUUUCCAACCCAUCAUCGGAUGUCCCCGUCGAGCUCGGUCGGCUAAUCGACGAUUAAUCGCGAGAACGAUAUCCACGCGCGUGUACACACAACUUCGUUCCCCCGAAAGUACUCGGAGAACGGGAACUCAGUCGUUACGUGAGUUAUAUAUGGACCAAGUCGUGGGAAAAGGUGGAUUCGAACGGAUUCGCGGUUUCUUUCCCUUCUCUUCUUUGUAUCUGAAUCGCGACGGAGAGAGCGUGUUGAUUUCUGUGAUACUGGUGUCGCGCGUGGUGGUUAACGACCCUGUUGUCGCUUGGUGGUGAUUUCGACGGUGUAGUGGUGAGAAGUUCUGUUGGUGCGCGAGGGUGGUGUCCCACAAGAAGGAAGAGAAGAACGGAGAGAAAGAAAGAGAUAGAGAGAGAGAGAGAGAGAGAGAGAGGAGAACGUCUCUCGUGUACGCGUGACUUUCAAUUCAUUACCACGGAUCUCCCCCGGCAAUUCGACGCCGCGCCCACCCUCGAUGAGAGGAGGCACAUGUCCAUUGCUGCCACUGAAAAUGCAGGGCCUGGCCCGUGUGAAUUGCAAGACCCGUUGUGGGUCAAAAUGAGUGCGAUUACCAGCGGCAUUACCAAGAAAAGAAAGAAAUCAGAUGCGAAGCCUCAGUCGCAGCUUAACAAGUGCCUUAACGAAAAAAGACGACGGAACCAAGAGAACUUGUAUAUCGAUGAGCUUGCCGAGCUGAUUUCCGCUACGGACAUGAGCUCUGGCAAGACUGACAAAUGCCAGAUCCUUCAGAAAACCGUCGAUCAGAUUCGGCACUUUAGGCAACAAGAGGGUUCCAAUAGUCAUGCCGUACAACAGGGAGAAGUGUCCUCUUCGAAUCCCAACAUAUUAUCCAACGAUCAAGUUGGUCCUAUCUUACUUGAGGCGCUAGACGGCUUUCUAUUUGUUGUAAAUACGGAGGGCCGCGUGGAGUACGUUACGGAUAACAUAACGCAGUACAUAAACUACACGAAGGACGAUGUGCUCGGAAAAGAUAUUUACAACAUUAUUCAUCAUGGAGAUCACAACACCUUCAUGCCUAGUUUAUUACCCAUGUCUUUAGGCUGGACCAGCGAGCCACAGCCUCAGACCAGGAAUCGUACCUUUAAUUGCCGCUUCUUGGUGAAGCCUCCCGAUGAUAAGGACGAGACUAUGGAAGAGAAGCAACAGCGAAUAUCGAAGUACGAGUCUAUGCAAAUCAGUUCUGCUCUUCUGCCCAGUAACGCUGAUCGUCUCGAGAGUGGUGAUGUAUCCUCUGAAUCGUCAGACAUUGUUCCUUGCGUGAUGUGCGUAGCGCGUAGAAUACCGCCGAACGAGAAGCUCAUUGGUCCCGUUGAGCAAUUCACCGUCAGAUUGGAUACCACUGGGAAAAUAAUCGCGGUCGACAUCAGUUGGUUAUCCCCUGCUUACUCCAAGUACCUAAAUAAGGACCUGGUAGGCACAGCGAUUAAGGACUUGUGCCACCCUCAUGAUCGCAGUACGCUCCUGAAGCAUUUGAAUGAUACGGUCCAAGUCGGAGAAAGUACGAGCGAUGUUUACCGACUGCGCGUUAGUCCUGAUAAGUUCCUUAAGAUACAAACAAAGUCAAAAUUUUUCAAAGCGACUUUGAAUACGCAGGACGCGUUUGAUUUCAUGAUGGCAACUAAUUCUAUUAUUGGGGACAAUGACUUAAUGCCUAUCGAGGGUGGUCAGCUUUCCAACAACAAAGUGUGCUCAGGACACUCUAGCAACCGUUGUGCGAAUAAUAGUAAUAAUAAUAACGGUAAUAAUAACAAUAACGUGGGUGGCCCGCUGAUGUCUGUCGCGCAUCUGAACGGUCAAGUGAGUGGUAUCAGCUCGCGGUAUGGCAGGGGGGGCAGGGGUGCCAGUGGCGGUGGCGGCGGCGGUGGUGGUAGUGGCGGUAGCAGUGAUUCGUGCAACCCCCUAACGUCGCUGAGCACGUCAACUGGUAAUCCGUUCAACCAUUUUUCGGGGAACAUGGACCUGGAAUUCGAGCUCUUCCCCAGUUCCACAUGGGACUUGGAUAGUAGUGCCGGGUGGACGGAUAGGCCGGAGUCGAGAGCAAGCGGGCCACCAAACUCACGACCACCUUCCCAGCCAUCCCCAACACCACCAAGUCCACAGGGAACUUUCUCUAACUCGACGUUAAUGCCUAUAGACAGACUUAGCCCAAAUCCGGUCUGCAUCGCUCCUACCUUCAGUAAUUCGUUCCCCUUCAGUCCUCUUCAGGAGACGACGCAGACGGCUACAUUGAGCAAUGCUGCCAGUAAUGUCAACACCAACGGCGGUGGCGGUGCCGGCAGCAGCGGAGUCAGUGGCGUCGGUAGUAACACCACAACAACCGUCAAACGAACUGAAGAGAGUAACAAGAGCGGAUGUCCUACUAGCAACAGUGGUGGCGGUGGUACUAUGGACAAUGCGACCACGAGGACCAGCAACACUGCCGUUACCGCCGUUGAGACUCAGAACAACAGUGUUGUGUCCACCGAGUCCGGUAGACUCAGAAACUUAUUGACGAAGGGCCCGAGCGCUAGUGACGAUAGCCAGGACAAUACAAAUAACGAUUCAGAUAAUCAGAAUAAGCAUCGGAUAUUGAAAAUCCUGUUGAACCAGCAAGACGAAGAUGACUAUCAUACGGAACAUAAAGUACGUACGAGCCCUAGUAACAUGCCAAAGUCGAGCAUGGAGCACUCUAAAUCGUCGCUCGGAAAUAACAUGUUAUUGCAAUUAUUAAAUGAGAAAAAUGACGACGAGGACGAAGAAACACGUGCCGGGGCGAAGAAAAGAAAUGAACUCCUGCAACAGCUGAUGAAAAAUCAAGACGAAGAGAGAAAGUUGCAGGAACAACAGCACAAUCGAGAUAACGACCCUCUUUUACGGAGUCUUGGAUUUAACACCACGUCACCGUCUCCGUCGCAAUCAAGUGAUCACAUAGGUCUCGGGAACACGACGCAGGUAGGCCAGAAGAGGCCAGGAGAGGAUGGUGAUUUAAACAUAGCCGUGAAGCGACCUGUGGACGGCUCGCAGGUGUCUUCUUCGGGUACGAGCUCUUCGAAUAGCGCAACGAGUAAGCUAUGGGAGAAGAAUAAAAUGUUGGCGUCUUUGUUAGCGAAACAACCGCCACAACCAACGAAUAUCCCACCGAUUCCUGCGUCUGUGAUAUCGGCAACGCCACAGGACAAGCUGCCUCGCUUAAAACAGCAGCCGCCACAACAGCAACAACAGCAGCAGCAACAACAGCAGCAGCAGCAGCAGCAGCAGCAGCAGCAGGCGCAACAACAACCGCAACAACAGCAGCCUUGGACUGGUGGCAGUUUGCAAGUUGGUAAUAAUAAUGCGAUUACGACGACCACGACGUCGGCGCGUCCUCUCCAAAGCCAGUCGAGACAACUACCUCGUCCAGCAACCAAUACCUACCUCAGUCAUAUGCUAAGUCAGCAACAGAGGCCCCAAAUGGGACCAAUCGAGUCCGAGUUUGCGGGUAGCGGAGAAUAUCGUCAGACUAGCAACGAUCCAACUAACUGGCAUAAUCAGUCGUCGGAUCCGGAUCUCUCCGAAAUUUUGGAUCAAGUCAUCGAGAUUGUCCCGGAUGAAGAUAUCACAAGAACUCUUCUAGCUGAUAUCGAAGCGCCGGAGAAUAAUGCCAUGAACGAAACAAUGGCAAUUAAUGCUAUUCAGAAGACGUUGAUGUUGUGCGAGACUGUUGUGAAUUCGACGUCCUCCAGUAUAACUAUGUCUGGCACGCCUCCAGCCUAUUCGACUGCGUUGGGUACUACGCCUGUGACGACUGCCAGUCAUAAUUACCAGCCACCUCCUAUGUAUCAACAGCCCAGGAUGAGGUUCAAUCAGCCAAGCAUUAGACAGCCUGGCCAGUUUACACAGUUGCAGCUGCAACAGCAACGUUCUAAGCUCAUACAUCAACAACAACAGCAGCAGCAACAACAACAGCAGAAGCAACGAUUAUUACAACAACAGCAGCAGCAACAGUUGCUUAUCCCAUCGAAUGCUACUGCGACGGAUCAAAUGAACAGUGGCAUUAACAUCGACAACCUUUUGAACAAUACCGUUGCGCCGCCGAAUGUGUCGUUGCAGCGAUCGAAUGGCCCAGAUUCACAAGUUUCUCCAGGCUAUGGGGCAUCCGUCCAGAUGGCUUCUGGUCACCGACUCGCUCACUCAUAUUCCCAUCCAUCGACGAUAUCGCAGCACCACAUUGUGAAUAGUAAUUUCAACAGUGGUCAACAAGUGUCCGCCGCGGCGAGGCUUUCGCCACAUUCUCCGGCCGGUAUACUGCCGGUGUCGUUCUCUCAUCCGCCAUUAUCACCACGGGUGGCACAAGGCAAUUACGGCAACACACCGAGAUUAUUCAACCAGGUGAACCAGGUGAGACCGCAACAGCAGGUCACGACGCAACAACAGCUACAGCAGCAGCAACAACAACGAUCGAUGCCUUCGCCAGGGACGGCAGCCUCCGCCCGGCAAUCUCCGUUUCCUGCCGAAGCGUUUCCUCCACCGACGUCGCCCACAGCCAGCCAGUUCCCACCAGGUCCCAAUACUGGUGCACCAAAUCCAUCGGCUCAAUAUCGAAUUCAACGGACCACGUCUACUCCUUCUGCUACGACGCAGUUGCCAGGUGGAAUUGGAUCGCCUAGGCCCUAUGGAACAACAAUAAGUAAGGAACCUCUUCUUUCACCUAGUCAUUCACACUCGGCUUGUCCGGCAACACCUACUCAUAAUCAACACAACGCCACUAAUACACAACACUUUACGAGUCAACAACAUACCCCUAUGUUAUACCAACACACCAACGCCAACACUAUCAACACGGCAGAUAUGCAGAACAGUCAGUUCUGUUACGAUCGGUCGUCAGUACCGCUCUAUCCGUCUGGCGGGGAAGCGCAAGAUGCCAGGUCACUGCCUUCCGCUAAUAACGUCAAUCACCAAAUCGGUAACGCCAGCACUUCGGAAUUUGUGCGGCAAGAAUUAAGGGCAAUUGUUGGCGCGCGAACGCAACAGCAACAGCAGCAGCAGCAACAGAGAGUGCCCAACAACCUACAGAAUAAUCUUUCUGGUCAAGUUUCUCAGGAUGAUCUUGAAGCACUUGGUCUGACAUUCGAGAUGCCUUCUGCAGGUGAGGCUGUGGUUAGCGAUGGCCCCGCCAAGAUCUGGGGGAGCGCCGGAAGUGCCCCCUCGUCCUCCAGGAUUACUAUGGAGGAGGCACGAGGUGAUCCGACGAAAUCAUCAUUGCUGCAGAAGCUACUGCAGUCCGAGUGACUGCAGGCCACUAUCCCGUCAUGCAGUAAAGAGUUAUAUGUAAUAUAUUUUUGAGUGUGCGGAACGGAGAUAUAUAGGACGUAUAUAAAACGCGGAAGAGAGCAAGAGUGUGAAAAAAAGGAGAGAAAUGUGUGAGAAAGUGUUAUAAAAUGCAUAUACACUUAUACGUAAUGGAUACUAUUGUAUUAUAUGUAACGUCACACACGGAGUCAGUAUUCAUAUACGUAUCACCAAAUACAAUGCAAAACUAGCGCGCGGUGCUCUCUAGAAUGUUGCCCGUCGAUCAGUCGAGAAAAAAAGGACGAGCGAGAGCGAGAGAGAGAGAGAGAGAGAGAGAGAGAGAGAGAAGAGAGAAAAGA